UUUUUUGGUUUAAUAAUACUAACAAUGAAAUUUGGGCUUAAUCUAUCAAAAAAGAAGACAACGUUUACCCGAUCAGUAUCUACACCAGCAGCUGCAUUCAAUUUGCAUGACGACGAUGACGAUGAAGAUAAGGAUACCCAACAACUCAGUGCAAAAGAACAAGCGAAACGACAACGACAAAAGAUCAAUCAACAACUUACUACCAGUGCAGGAACAACACUCGCCAAUCAAAAAGUAAAGGAAGCUCAAGAGCAAGCAUUAUUAGAAGAUCCAACUAUUUUUGAUUACGAUGCAGUUUAUGAUGAUCUUAAGCAGGCGGAACAAGAACAAAAAGCUCGACAAGCCAAAAAGGACGGUCAUGGUGAUGAUAAUAAAAAAGCGAAAUAUAUCCAAAAUCUAUUGAAUAUGGCUGAAAUUCGGAAACGGGAUCGGUUAUUAGCUGAAGAAAAAAAAGUGGCAAGAGAACGACAAGCGGAAGGUGACCAGUAUGCAGACAAGGAAGUCUUUCUAACUGAAUCAUACAAGAAACAGAAGGCGGAAUUAGAGCGUAUCGAAGCAGAAGAACGAUUGCGUGAAGAAGAAGCGGCCAAGAAAUCAACAUUGACAUCCUUCUACAAACAAGUUUUGGAUAAGAAAGAUGCUGAACAUCGAGCUAUGGUGGAAGCCACUUUAUCAAAAAAACAAGGUCAGGACAAAACAUCAUCAUCAUCAUCAUCAUCAAGGCAAGAAGAUAGAGAAGCAUUAGCACAAAUAGAAGAAGCAAAACGAAAAGGAAUCAAGAUCAACGACAACAACGAGGUGGUGGACAAGCGUGAUUUGUUAGGAGCAGGAUUGAACGUGGCAUCUAAACCGAAAUUUGGUUCAUUUGGCUCGUUGGCAUCUAGUGAUACAAGAAUCAAGGAAAGAAUGGAAGAAUAUGAAGCUUACAAAAGGAAUAAAGUGGCUGAAUAUGAAGCAAGACGGAAAGGGGAUGAUCGUAGCCGAGAACGACUUAGCCGUGAAAUUGAACGACAGAUGGUAGAGACUAAACGAAAGGCGGAUCAAGAAAUGGAAGAUAAACAAGUGGCUUUACAACAAGCAGCGGCAGUUCGACGUACGACAGAGGAUGCGGUCAUGAGUGCUCGUGAUCGUUAUUUGGCGCGGAAGAAACAAAAAACAGCUCAAGGAUCAACAUCAUCGACAAUUGCAAAAUAGUUAUCUAGUAUUAGUGAUAAUUAUUUUUUUUUAGUGAUAGAUUGAAUUUGAAAAUAAAAAAGUGACAUAUUAUUAUUA
Halteromyces radiatus is the source of this 1272-nucleotide messenger RNA. RefSeq names its product coiled-coil domain-containing protein 55-domain containing protein. Bases 25 to 1194 code for a protein of 389 amino acids. Gene Ontology annotation, biological process: regulation of alternative mRNA splicing, via spliceosome. Lineage: Eukaryota; Fungi; Mucoromycota; Mucoromycetes; Mucorales; Cunninghamellaceae. The record is from RefSeq and is a predicted model, not a curated record. The transcript has 3 exons.